AUGGCUGACAACAGCGGCCACAAAAGCCUCCACGUCCAGCUCGCCACCCAGUGUGCCUCCACCGGGGAGGGGCCGACACCAGGUGGCAGUGAGGCGCAGUCGCUUCUGGUGGACGGUUCGGUGAUCGUGAGCAUCGGCCUGUGCCUGGUGGCCGUCACGCUGGCGGCACCGAGGCUGGUGAAGCGGUCCCCGCAGAGCCAGAAUGAGUUACCUGCUUCGAGCAGCAGCGACAAGUCGGAGAGGGACGCCAGGAUAGUGACGUACACCAGCGAGAACUUCCAGGAUGGCUACAGAUUUGAGUUCGACACCACGAACGGCAUAUCGCGAGAGGAGGUGGGCAAGGUCUUCAACGGGCCCUCCAACAACACGGGCGUGAUGACCACCGAGGGCCGCGUCCAGUGGAACACGCCCGAGGGCACCCGCAUCGAGAUCCUGUUCCACGCCGAUGAGAACGGCUACCAGCCGAGGGGCGUGCACCUGGUCUCCACCCACUGGCAUCCAGUCGCCGAGCUUCCCGAUGCGAUCACGGACUACAAGCUGCUGCAGUCCGUCCAGCAGGAGCACGAUGAGAAGGGGGACAUCAUCUCCGAGGAGCUCAUACCAUCGGCCAUCAUCCCAGGCUCCACUUUCUGAAGUGCUGCUCCUGCCUGCCGCGCCGCUCACAACCUGUCCGCUUACGCGCAUGUAUAUGUAGGCAAGCAUGAUAACGUAAUGGGGGGCGGCAUGUCGGUGGAGACGUGAAGCCAGCAUCACGUGUGGUUUAGUCAUUGCCAUGUCCAGGAGCACAAAAUAGCUGAAGUCCAGUUGAAAAUUUUGUCGGCCAAAGGACACAGGUUAUAGUCAAAAUUUUGUCCGACCGGAAUCGGGCCACUAUUUUCGAAGCAUUUUUCCUUUCCACUCAUCUUACCAGCCCCCCAGCCGUCCUACCGACGUACAGAUACUCUUUUAGCAGGGACAAUGAGUUAUUGCCCUGCAGCCUGUUUAGUUCAUAUGUGGUAGGUGCAUCAGACUGCUUCAUGAGGAUGAAAGUCAAUGUGGCGCAACGCAAGGCAUAGCAGGGAUCAGCUGCACCCAAAUAUGUGAAGCGUUCCCGCGUGUAAAUGAUUACAACGCUUUUGUACUGUUGUGUGUUCUCGUUUUAUAUCAU
Pollicipes pollicipes is the source of this 1147-nucleotide messenger RNA. RefSeq names its product pupal cuticle protein-like. Lineage: Eukaryota; Metazoa; Arthropoda; Thecostraca; Pollicipedomorpha; Pollicipedidae. The record is from RefSeq and is a predicted model, not a curated record. Bases 1 to 633 code for a protein of 210 amino acids. The transcript has 4 exons.